AUGCGGCCGCCGUCGGGCUCUCAACGGAGCCCUACAAAGGUGGCCCGUCAGCAGCAGCAGCAGCAGCAGCAGCAGCAGCAGCCAGAGCAGCAGGAUGUCCUCUACAACCCCACCAACUGGAAGAACAACUUCCAGGUCGUGUAUUACCUGCGCACGUACAUGACCAUCGUGGCCGGCCUGGUGGCGGGGAUCCUCGGUAUCACCGAUUGGCUGGGAUUUGUCGUGUACCUUGUCAGCCAAGCGCUGUGCGUGCCUCUCAUUUUGGUCAAGUGCGGCGGCAACGUCAAAAAGUACUUCCCGUCGUGCGAGCAGCAGAUUGCGGCUGAGAUCCUGGAAAGGGAGGCGCAGCUUGCGGCCAUGUUCGAGCGCCGUCCGCUGCCGAAGGCUAGCGAGGUGGCGGUGAUCCGAAACGAGAUCAACGCUCUCAAGGCGUCCCUGCCCGCCCGCUCCGCCUCCCCGCCCAUUGCGCCGGGCGAGCCGGUGCCAGCGGUGCGCGGGGCGCCGCGCAAGGCGGACCGAGAGCUGGCAGCGCGCGUCAUGGCGGAGCUGGAGGCCGCGAUGAGCGGCGGCGGCGCCCUGGGCAACUCGGAGGACGCCGAGAUAGCGGCCCUAGAGGCGGAGAACACCGCGCUGCGCGCCGACGCGCACGCGCUGCUGCAGCACCAGGCGCUGCUGGAGCGGCUGCUGGCGGAGGCGCGGGCGGCUGACGCGGAGCGGCGGCGCGUGGAGGCUGAGGCGGCGGAGUUGCUGGGGCGGAUGAGGGCGAAGCUCACGGGGGGUGGGGCGGCCGCGGACGCGGCGUGA
Molecule: messenger RNA, 804 nt
Organism: Monoraphidium neglectum
Lineage: Eukaryota; Viridiplantae; Chlorophyta; Chlorophyceae; Sphaeropleales; Selenastraceae
Exons: 6
Coding region: 1-804 (267 amino acids)
Biological process (GO): protein folding in endoplasmic reticulum; autophagosome assembly
Cellular component (GO): endoplasmic reticulum; EMC complex; membrane
Source: RefSeq, a predicted model, not a curated record